Phytophthora nicotianae INRA-310 is the source of this 228-nucleotide messenger RNA. RefSeq lists its product as hypothetical. Lineage: Eukaryota; Oomycota; Peronosporomycetes; Peronosporales; Peronosporaceae. The transcript is spliced from 2 exons. The record is from RefSeq and is a predicted model, not a curated record. Bases 1 to 228 code for a protein of 75 amino acids.
AUGGUGCCUGUGCUGGAUGGGAUGGACAUUGUCACGCCUGAAGAGUGGCAGACAGUCAAACUUACCCCCUACGCUGAUCUCAUCAACACCAAGGUCGACGCCAACCGCGUCUACAACUACCCUGGUAGCCUUACCACUCCAGCCUGCGACGAAAUUGUCGACUGGUGGGUGGUUCCGACACCGUUCAGAUCUCCUCAAAGGACCUGGAGCGUCUACAGACAAACCUAA